AAGCAAAAGAAAUGGUUGAUACAUAGCCAAGGUUGGUGGGAGGCAGCUGAGCAGAGUUUGAGUGCCUGAUUGGUCCAGAUCCUGCCCCUUGGCCCAAGCCCAGGCCCAGCCGCCCCAAUAAGCUCCACCUAAAAAUUCCGCACCGUUAACCGCUUUCGUCUUUUGUGGAACCCACACGUCUCAGACUAUUAAAUAAACCGAACAAAGAAAAUCCCAAAGUCAGUAGUCAGUCCGCGGGUGGAACAUUUUAUCCAAAUAAUAUUCUUCUUUGUUAUUAUGGUAAAAACAUUUUUUUUUUCCCUCGUUCAAUUACGGUCAAAACAAAUUCUUUCUUCAUUAAUUCGUCCUUAAUUAUAUAGCAAAAAAAAAAAAAAAAUUUGUCAUUAAUUAAAAUUCUCCAACUUAAUGGAAUUUUGAAUUUGUGGAAUUGCACUAACUGACUAUUGUUUUUAUCUGAAGCCUGUCUUUUCUGGGACCAUAAUAUGACCACUCAUAAAAUCUUUAUGGACGGACCAAGAAUCAAUAAUUAAUUAAUCAAGACAGCACAAAGAUUAGAUUAACUAAAUAUAUUUAUAAUUAAAGAUAAUGACAAAACAAAUUAAAUUAGUACGAAAUUAUUCUCAUAUUUAUUAUUAAUUUAUUGUUGUUCAUUUUUCUUUUCAUUUCAGUUGCAAUUUGGCAAAGUUGUUCUACGCACGCCAACCAAACCUAUCUCUCUCCCUACUUACACAAACUCUCACAAACCCUUUCUAUCUCCCAUCUCCACACCGCCCCGAAGCUGCUCUUCUUCUUCUUCUUCUUCUUCUCCCCCUCCAAUUUCCCGAUCGCCGGAGCAAUUCUCCUCCUUCGUUUCUCCGAUCAGGUACGAUCGAUUCCAUUCUUCCUCUUUAUCUCUCUCGACUCCUAUUCACAUAUCUCUCUGACUCGGAGCAGUUAUGGUGUCUGUCAUCGUCUCUGGGGGUGUAUUUGAUCACUUUCCUGCUCCUCCCUUCUUCUCUCUUUGUCUGUGUUUGACCCGUGCUUAUUUGAUCGCUCUGUUUGAUUUUCUCAGCUCCAUGAAUUUAUGCUUACUGUUGAUGUGAUUUUGAUUUCCCCCCUAUGGACUAUGGUCGCUUUUUCUCCGUGGUUAUGGUUUGUUUUUUUCGGGCGGUGAUGGAAGUGAUUGAUCGGCCAGCUCGUGAUUCGUCUUGGGGUUUAUUGAUCGAUAAUGAAUUCGGCUGUCCUUUUCUUCCCGUUUGAAUUCUGCGUUGAUAUUCCUCGUUUCUUUCAUUUGAGCAUAUUCUGGUUGCUGAUGUUAAUAUGGUUGUUAUUGUUUGGCAGCGGCAGGUUAGCCGGCAUGUGACUUGAGGCAGAAGAAGAGCUAGCUUGGACAUGGUUUUGGAUGGGAAACGGAGAUAAUUAGGCGUGGAGGACGACUACAAUUAACUAUAUUAUGGGAGGCUGCUGCUGCUGUUCCUCCAAGGGAGCUGAACUUAAUUCCACGCCCGCCUACUACUAUUAUCCUAGAGCAGCAGAAGAGCGUAUCCCAUUAUCAGCUCACCAUGUUGCUGCCUCUACUUUCUCUUCUGGGCUCCUGGUUGAUACCAACUUAGACACUUCCGUUCCAGAUGCUUAUAGGGCCCCUCCAACACCCAUGCCAUUUGAUGUUGUUAUAGGGCGCCCACAAACUCCACCGGAAGCUCAAGAAACUUGUAGUGAUAAUAGGAGUGAUGGAACUCUCCAAACUGCAAAUUCUGGUUCUGCUCAAGAAACACCCGGUGCUGGUACUCAAGAUGCAUCAGUGAAGCGUGAAGAUGCCAAGGAUUCAGAUAAAACAAAAGCAGGCUUAGAGAUUGAUCCAGUGGAGGAGUUAGAGGUAGAGAUCACCAAGCCAGUUGGGCCUUUUGUUCCACCUACAGAGGAGGAGGAUUGUUGUCCCACAUGUCUCGAAGAGUACGAUGAUGAAAACCCGAGAAUCAUCACCAAAUGUGAACAUCAUUUUCACCUGGCGUGCAUUUUCGAAUGGAUGGAAAGAAGUGACACAUGCCCCGUUUGUGACAAGGAGAUGAUCUUCGAUCCUCCUAUUGAUUAGCACAGCUGUACAGAAUACUUGGAUAAAAGGCUCCACAAGUUAGCUGUUUUCACCUGAGUUUGAGAAUACAAGUGUUGCAAAUGCAUAGAAGUCUGGUUUCUCUUCUGUUUGUGUCAUUGUCCUGUGAUUGUGGCAGAAUAUCGGGCUGUGGCUGUUUCUUUGGUUUCUCUUUUCUUUUGCUCUGUGAUCGUUCUUAGCUCUUGUUGUUUGAGCACUGUAUUCUCUUUCUCAGACAAUGAUGCAGUUUGAAUAGACGCUAGGAAGGUUUGAUUGGUUGAGGGGGAAAAGAAGGGAGAAAAAGAGGGAAACAGGAUAAGCUGAAGAGUCUGGUCGUUGCUUCAACGUGUGAAGACACGGACUCUGGUUCACAAUUUGGUUUAUAGAAUCAUCUCAUAAGGAUAGAAUGUUGAAUGUCUUCAUCUUUUGCAUCGGUUCGGGUACUUUGGUUGAUAGUCAGUCACAUUGCUUUUCCAAAUGAUUUCCUGCUAUGUUCUUUGUUCCCUCGGUUAUGUCCCGGUCUGUAGUGCAGACUGCAGAUCUUUCUUUGGCAUUCAGAUAAAACUAGUAGUCAGCAAUUGCCUCUUUAGAGAAACAAUAUCAGACAGACAAUUUGGGGCGUUCGGUUCUGUAGAAGGGUACAGAUUGUGCAAUUUGGAGGUAUAGUGUGUUCUUUUGUCUUCUCUUUUCAUUUCUCUGUAAAUGAUACGCAUCUGGUGUUCGGGAUUUUGGUAUACAGGAUUACAGGUAGCUCUCUGUCCGUCAUUAUAGUCUUGAUUCGUCUUUGGUUGAAAUUUAGCCUUGUUUUACAUUUGGUUACUGUGUAAAUUGAAUUCAUACGACCUCUAAAGACAUUAUUAUCAUUUUGUCCUGGUGUUAUCUGCUGACUAACUGGAAAUCUGCCGCAUUCCACAAUCAUCAGAGGCUUUCCUGUUCACUAGUGUUGUCUGCAGGUCUGUUUAUAUAUGUAUUUAUAGAUCAUCAAAGUGAUAUAACCAAUGUAGAAAGCAAGAGACAAUAUAUUGUUCUGGAAAAGCUAUUUCCUGAAUUUGUGGCCUCCAUACUAGAACGGAGGGUGGACGCCUCAAUUCUCCCUUUAAAUUGUACAUUAGAUUUGUUGGGCAAAAUAGUGUCCGAGACAACCUUGUAGCAAACGUGGUAAGCACGAAUAAAAGUUUGGUGAAAGUGGUAGCUGAGUAUUUGACAAAUACAUUCCAAACUUUAAGUGCAGCACGUAAACCCCUUUGAAGCAUAUCUGCUUCGGGAUUCGAUUUGGUUUCGGGUUUGCUUUUCAAAGGAUAAUGUGUUCUGAUUUUCUGGUACUUAGGGUUUGAAUUCCGUUAUCUGGAACUGGUUCGAAGCUUACACCCCCUAAUGUGAGCGGUUCUUCAAGUAAAUAUUGAGGUUUCAAAUGAAAUACAUUGUCGUUU
This is a messenger RNA of Linum trigynum, 3498 nucleotides long. The record is from the annotation of a GenBank genome assembly. NCBI's taxonomy places the organism in Eukaryota, Viridiplantae, Streptophyta, Magnoliopsida, Malpighiales, Linaceae.